Messenger RNA from Scleropages formosus (Asian bonytongue), 8334 nucleotides. RefSeq names its product kinesin family member 26Bb (gene kif26bb). The coding region runs from base 63 to 6368 and encodes 2101 amino acids. NCBI's taxonomy places the organism in Eukaryota, Metazoa, Chordata, Actinopteri, Osteoglossiformes, Osteoglossidae. Gene Ontology annotation, biological process: microtubule-based movement. Gene Ontology annotation, molecular function: microtubule binding; ATP binding; microtubule motor activity. The transcript is spliced from 15 exons. The record is from RefSeq and is a predicted model, not a curated record.
CCUCCGCUGGAUGUGAAAGAAGACAAGAGAAACAUUAUUACUGCUUUCGCGUCACGCUCGUCAUGACUUCUCUCACAGGGAAUAAAGAGAGGUCUUCUGCUACGGCAAGGAGCCGAAAAUAUGCGAUCAUUGAUGACUCCCCGACGAAAUCAGCGUCUUACUCUCCCGAGAUGUGGUAUCGGAAGACGUGUGAAGAAUCCCGGUCCGGAACCCGCCCAGCCCCGGAAGGUGCGGGGUCUAUACCCGGUUCGUCUGGCACUCCUUCUCCCGGAUCUGGCAUUUCCUCCCCAGGCUCCUUCACUGGAUCUCCGGGCACCACAUCCCCGGGUGUGUGUACGGGUUCCCCGGGCUCUCUGGGCGGUUCCCCGGGGUUCGGGACUGGAUCACCCGGUUCGGGUAGUGGCAGCUCACCGGGAUCGGACCGAGGCGUGUGGUGUGAGAACUGCAACGCGCGGCUCAUAGAGCUCAAAAGACAGGCUCUGAAGCUUCUCAUCCCCGGACCCUUCUCCAGUAAGGACCCCUCUUUCCCUGCACUGCUCAAUGACAAGCUCCAGGUGCCCAACAGUGCUCGCAAGGCAUGGAACGAGCGCGAUGGCCGCUGUGAUGUCUGUGCAACCCACCUGAGCCAGCUGAAGCAGGAGGCCGUCUACAUGGUACUGUCUCUGGAGCAGGCUGCCUGCCCCGAGGGCUCUGAGCACUCCCCCAGCUCCCCCCAACCCCUUGCCAGCCUGCCCUCACUGGUGGGCUCACGCAACAUCCUUCAGGGAGUGCCGCGGGACCGUGCCCAGCCCUCUGCCGCAUAUCCCUCACCCAGCUGUGGUGGCCCUGGGCCAGCCCCCGCAGGCUUCUCCAAGCAUGGCCCCAAACCAAGCAGUCUAGGAGUUGGCAGUGGGGUGGAGCGAAGGGUAGGGAAAACAGGAGCACAAAUUCCACCCCAGCAGCCCACGGUUCCCAGCAACGUUCUUAGCUCAGUGGCCCUACAAGCCCACCAAUACCUGGAAAGCACAUGGUCCAUGUCCCGGGCCAAUGGAGUCACCCUGUACCCUUGCCAGAUCUCCCAGCUGGUUGCAGAGGGAGGCAGUGAUGGACUGACAGAGGCCACUUUGAACCGCUACAAUGCAGACCAUCCGGUUCCACACAGCUCACCUGCCCAAAAUGCUCCACCAGUCAUCGCAGCACCCUCCAGUGGCACCUCUGCUGCUGCCUCUUUCUUUGCCAGAGCGGCACAGAAGCUGAACCUGUCUUCAAAGAAGAAGAAGCCUCGAACCACACCUUCACCUGCAUGUGAUCCGCCCUCCUUCCCCACCAACUUCAGUGGGAUCCUGCAGACCUCUCCACCCCCUGCUCCACCCUGCCUUCUCCGAGCUGUCAACAAGGUCAAAGACACCCCUGGACUGGGCAAGGUGAAGGUGAUGCUGAGAGUGUGUCCAAUCCUGUCCUCUGACACCUCAGAGUCACGCUCUUUCCUCAAGGUGGACUCAAGAAAGAAGCAAGUCACCAUUAUGGACCCAGCUGCCAACCUAGGACAGGGUGCCCAGCAGAAAAGAGCUGGUGGCAGCCAGAGCUCACCCAAAAUUUUUGCCUUUGAUGCCACUUUCUCCCAUGAGGCUUCCCAGGCGGAGGUGUGUGCUGGCACGGUGGCCGAAGUCAUCCAGUCUGUGGUCAAUGGGGCUGAUGGCUGUGUGUUCUGUUUCGGACACGCAAAACUGGGAAAGUCCUAUACCAUGAUUGGGAAAGAUGACUCCACACAGAGCUUAGGCAUCAUCCCUUGCACCAUUUCCUGGCUCUUCAAGCUCAUCCAUGAGAGGAAGGAGAAGACAGGAGCUCGCUUUUCUGUACGGGUCUCUGCUGUGGAGGUCUCGGGAAGGGACGAAGUCCUCACGGACCUGCUCUCUGAGGUGGCCACAGGCAGUCUACAGGAUGGCCAAUCCCCUGGUGUCUACCUGUGUGAGGAUCCCAUCUGUGGAAUGCAGCUUCAGAACCAGAGUGAGCUCCGAGCCCCCACCCCAGAGAAAGCGGCCUACUUCUUGGAUGCUGCCAUCGCCGCACGGAGCAGUAGCAGGCCUAGCUGUGGGGAGGAGGAGCGCCGCAACUCGCACAUGCUGUUCACAUUGCAUGUAUACCAAUACCGCAUGGACAAGGCCAGCAAAGGAGGCAUGUCUGGGGGCCGAAGCAGACUGCACCUCAUUGAUCUGGGGAGCUGUGUGAAGGUGCUUAGUAAGACCCGUGAUGUUUCUGGCGGGCUCUGUCUGUCUCUUUCUGCCCUGGGCAAUGUCAUCCUGGCUCUGGUCAACGGAAGCAAGCACAUCCCCUACAAGGACAGCAAGCUAACCAUGCUUCUGCGGGAAUCUCUGGGCAACAUGAACUGCCGCACCACCAUGAUUGCUCACAUCUCCGCCUCACCCAGCAAUUUUUCAGAGACGCUUUCCACCAUCCAGAUAGCUUCACGAGUGCUUAGGAUGAAGAAAAAGAAAGCUAAGCAAUACACUUCAAGCUCCUCAGGGGGAGAGAGCUCCUGUGAGGAGGGAAGAAUACGAAGGCCCACCCAACUGAGGACACUCCAUUUCCAGAAUGUAGUGGAUUCUGAGCUCCCUUUACUGCACCUCUCUAGUGACCAUGAUGAUUACUCCAGCAGUGAACACUCCUGUGACACAGUCAUUUAUGUAGGGCCUGAUGGCACUGCCCUUUCAGACAAGGAACUGACAGACAAUGAGGGGCCCCCUGAGGUUGUACCCAUUGUCCCCUCUCUGCAGAAGAACAGAAAUGAGAAAGGGGGGACGCCAUUACGACCACCAUUGCAGGAGCCACCACCCACUCAGCAGAAGUUGCAGCAGGAGCCUCCAAGUGAGGACAGUCAGACGGGCAAGCCUGAGCAGGACUGCCUGAAAUGCAACACAUUUGCAGAGCUGCAGGAACGACUGGAGUGCAUUGAUGGAAGCGAGGAGGUCAGCCGUUUCCCCUUUGAGGAGGUGCCAGCUACUAAGUCCCCCAAAGGUGACCUCUCCUCAACCCAGUCUCAGACAAUCAGAUAUGGUCAGGAGAAACAUCAGGCAAAGAAGCACUUGCAUAACCAACAGCAAGACAACAUCCAAGAGGUGACGGUGGAGGCAGAGAUGACUCAAUGCAUAAUCCAGAGCUUUACUCAGUCUUCACCUGGCAACAGUGAAUUGUCCAGCAACAGGUGUGUGCCAGGAGGCAGCAACAGCAUUUUGCCAAUUGACCCCCUGCAGAAAACACAGACUCUUAAUGAAAACAAAGAAUCUCUCAGUACGGUCAACCACAGUGAGAGCAAAGUUCGGAACAUGGGCUCUCCUAGGCUGGGCAUUGCCAGCUUGACAAAAACAUCUGAGUACAAGCCACCGUCUUCCCCAUCUCAGCGUUGCAAGGUAUACACUCAAAAGGGAAUCUUGCCUAGUAUGUCAUCAGCAUCAUCACUGAGUUCAACUGGAAAAUCCUCUACAGAGUCCUUGCUGCAACCCGAGGCUAGGAUCUCUCCUGUUGGCAUGGGUCCACAGGUUAUCAAGAAGUCUACCUCCUCGUCUAGUAUGGGCUCCAGUGACAUGCAAAGUGAAAAUCCAGUUCAGCCUGCUUUAGAGAAUAAGGUAGAAGUCCAAACCAGCACAACUUUGACAGUACAGCAGCCACUAGAAUUGAAUGGAGAAGAUGAGCUUGUAUUCACACUGGUGAAAGAGCUCAGCAUAAGUGGUUUGGUGGAAAAUGGUAGGCCCACAAGCAUCAUCAGUUUCAACAGUGAUUGCUCAGUCCAGGCCUUAGCCUCGGGAUCCAGGCCUGUCAGUAUCAUCAGCAGCAUCAGUGAGGACCUGGAUGGCUUUCCUAUCACUUCCUCAUCCACCACCACAGCAACCUCAGCAGUAAGCAUCACCACAUUUUUGCCUCUCUCCAAGGUGCACAAUACACUAUCACCUAGUCAGCACUCCUCCAUAAACUCCUGGCUUAGGGAUUUGGACAGCAGCCAUAAUAAAGAGCAGCCCUGUACCAAUUUCACAGUUCAACCAUGCUGUAAUCAGAGAAAAAAUCAGGUUGAACCACUUAAAUAUAACCUUCCAGAAGUGCAGAUUGACACUGAAGGAAAGACCUCUGAGACCGAUGGUCAUACUGCUAAAGUUAAUGAAAAGUCUGAAGUAUCUAAAGAAAUUCCUCAUUUUGGCAAAGCAACAGUUACCAUUUCCAGCGUUCAAAAUUUGGCAAACUCAAAAGACCUGGUCCCUAUCAAGGCAAUAAUUACUGUUAAUCCUUGUGAUGUACUUAAAACAGCAGUGAAGCACGAUUCUGCUGAAAUGUCCCAGUGCAUGAAAACCACACAAAUACAAGAUCUAAAGACUCCUCCAGUCUCCAUUUCCAGCAAAAUAAAGUUUGAGGAUCCAUGGAUGAAAAGAGAAAAAGAGGAGUCAAAAUUCAAAGAAAAUGUUUGUGUGGUUAAACCAGAAAUUAAGACUUCCUGUUCCGAGACAAACAAGAGGCAAAUAGAGAGUUGUGUCCCUGAGAAAAAAGGCUUCUUGGGUGACUCUCUGAAAAGAGUGGUGGAUGGUUGCGAAAUAGUGUUGAACACACCUGAUAGUCUGACCCCUGUGUGCAAAGAAGAUAUUCUCAGGACUGCAAGCCUUCCUAGAGGUUGGCAUCGUCUCAACAGGCAGGAUGAGCCUGAGGAGCCCUCGUCUCAUUACUUCUAUGGAGAAUACAACAGCCUAGGUGUCACAACAUCCACUCCAUGCAGUCCAAGGGCUACUCUGGAAAGGAAAGGAUUGUCUGCAAAGCAGAGUAUCUUUGCACGGACAAAGGGCAUCCCACCCUUACCACCUGUACGAAGGUCUAGUCUAGACCAGAGGAACCGUGUAAACCUCCAGUUUGGUACUGGCAACACUUCUACACUCAACCAGACAUUAACCUUCAUUCGCAGCCCAGCUGAUGAUGUAGGCAACAAUGGGAAACUAAAAAGUACAAAUGUAGAAAGCAGCAAGCUCUUCAGUGCAAAGCUUGAACAACUGGCUAACAGGACUAGCUCUCUAGGGAGAUCUCAUGCAGCUGGAAACUAUGACUGUUUCUCUCUGGAGAGGGCUGAUAGCUUGAUGUCAGUAGGAUCCAGGAGCAGCACUGGGAGGGACUGUACUAUGCCACGAGUUGGCCGAAGCUUACGACGGAGUUCAGUGUCCUCACCGCCUAAUGCAUCCCCUGGCAAUAACACACCACAGUCACCAAAGGCCAGCCCAUCCAAAAUCUCAGCUGUCAGUAAGCUUCUAAUGGCCAACCCCAAAGCUCGCAGUUUGUCUGCUUCCAGCACUAAGACCCUGAGCUUCUCCACCAAGUCUCUCCCACAGUCUGUAAACAGGAGCUCCAGCUUGCCUCCCAAUGGGAAGAACCAAAAUCAAGGCUCAUGGUCAACUCAGUCCUUGAGUCGGAGUCGGGGAUCAGGGUUGGCCUCCAAACUUCCUCUGAAAGCUGUGAAUGGGCGUAUCUCUGAACUCCUCCAGGGUGGCUCCUCUCGUGGUGGCCAUGGCCGCAGAAACUCAGGUGUUGAUGAUGGUGGUGUGCUGCAGGGGGAGGAAAGGCAGGCCACCCAGACUUUGCCCUCUCCUUAUAGCAAAAUCACUCCACCCCGCAGGCCCCACCGUUGCAGCAGUGGCCAUGCCAGUGACAACAGUAGUGUGCUGAGUGGAGAAUUGCCGCCUGCUAUGGGAAAGACUGCCUUGUUCUAUCACAGUGGGGGCAGCAGUGGAUAUGAGAGUAUGUUGCGGGAUAGUGAAGCCACAGGGAGUACCUCCUCUGCUCAAGACUCAACAAGUGACAACAGCAGCUCAGUAAGUGGACACAGGAGUGUCAAGAAUCAAAAGAAAAAAAACAACACUGGGUCCCAAAGGCGACGGCUGAUUCCUGCACUCUCAGUUGAUACAGCUUCCCCUGUCAGAAAGCCAGUCAUCAGUCCUGGAGUACGCUGGGUAGAUGGCCCUCUGAGACCCUCUCAGAGAGGCCUGUCUGACACCUUUGAGAUUAAAGUCUAUGAAAUUGAUGACGUGGAGCGACUACAGAGGAGAAGGGGUGUGGCCAACAAGGAAAUGGUCUUGUUUAGUGCUAAACUGAAGAUCCUAGAACACCGACAGCAGCGCAUCUCCGUGGUGCGGGCCAAGUACGACUGGUUGAAGAAGGAACUGGAGCAGACCAAGCAGCACUUGAUGAUAGCCCCGGAGAAGUGGACUAAUGAAUUUGAUUUGCAGCAGACGUUUGAGGUGGACUCUCUGGAGUACCUGGAAGCCCUGGAGUUUGUCACUGGGAGACUGGAAAACCGAGUUAAUUUCUACAAGGCGCAUCUCAUGAUGAUAACAUGCUUUGAUGUGACCUCCAGGCGGCGAUAGAGGAGGAGAUGGCACAAACCUCAAGAGCUGCGAACACCCAUUGGAGGUUUAAACAAUGCCAGAGUGAUGUUCGGAAGAUGGAGUAGUGGAAAGAGCUCUGUGCUUACCUAAUGCUCAUGUUAGUGUAAAGGAGGACAUAGAAGAUAACGGAUUGACUCAGCGGGAAUUACUAUGGGAUGUGUACGAAGCCAGGAAAUCAGUUGUAUUAAGAAACAUUUUGUGGUAUUUAGUUGUUCUAUUUCAUAUAAAUAGGGCUUUCCCUAUUUACUUGCAGUCAGUAAACUUGAGAUGUUAGGAGAAUGUUGAGGGAAAAGAAAGUUUAAAAAUAAACGAGAGAAAGAGAAGUAGAGAAGUGCCUUGUAAUGACUCCAUUUUCCAAACAUAUCUGAUUACGUGUACAGACAAUACUAGCUUAUGUAAAUCAAAAAUAAAUAUACACAUAAUUUUCAUUUCAUUCAUAGGAUUGUUUACCCUGUACUGUUUAUGCUUGCCGGGAAGGACAGCUAGUAUUGAUAUAUGUGGUUUUCUCAAAUCUGUUGUCUUGAAAGAUUUUUGCAAGAACUUUGAGAAAACCUUGAUGAGAAGCAAAAGAAUAACAAAGGGAAAAGGCUUAAUAUUAGUAACAAGUUCUGGCACAGUGGUUUUGUUUUUCCUGCAGCCAUGCUUUCGGAUGACCCGAAGAACCAAUGGGGCGGCCACUUCACUGUCUGCAUGCAAGUGGUACAUGAGUAUUGUGCCGCUGGAAGUUCACCUGCUCAAAACAAGUUGUUGCAGGAAAUCACUGUCAUCCUUGUAAAUGACUGUCAUGCUAGGUAAUAAAAAUUAACCUAUUAAGUUGAGCACGGUGGAGAUAAUGUCUGGAGAACUGUUGCUGAAAGCCUCUUGAAGCUGUCAGUGUCACCUCUUAAGCAUGUAAAAAUUUUACUUGUCAGAGAAUCAUGCUUAAUUCCAUUAGCUGCGGUAGAUAUAUUUGACUGUUAUGCAGUAAUAUGCAGCUGGAGAAUUUUGUCGCAUUAAUUUGUUUUUCAUCAGGCGUUCUCCAGGUAGUAUUGCCAAGAGCUUCAGCACACAAGGACUCAAGGCAUGGAUAUACAUGACCGAAAUUGACUGCAAUUUUGCCACAUGAUAGGUUGUCGCUUCACUAUCAGAUCAUAUAAUGUGUUGUUGCCUCUGGGGUGCCUAUGAACGCAAGAAAAUCCCAUUUUCUCUUUACUCUAAUACAGUCAACUAUUGCAAACACAUGGUGCUUAUUAUCAGCUCAGCUACAAUUUUUGUAAAUAUUAAUUCAUAUUUUCAUUUAAUAACACUUUCAUUUUUCAGAAUCACAUACAUACUCUUACUUCAUAUAUCAUUCCUUACCUGCAUCAUUUGUAACCAAUGUAAUUUAUUUCCAAACUCAGGAGGCUAGACUUGCGUAUAUUAAAGUAUUUAUUUACACUUGUUUGCAAAGUGCUAUGCAUUGAAAACUGUAUAACAGCAGUUGCCAUUUCAUAUAUAGUGUAUAUAGAAAAUUCCUGAAUAAACUAUCAUUAUAUCAGUAUGCAUUUUCACCUAUUACUGUAGUAUUUUUAUCCACCAGUCUGUGGAUGCUGUGUCAGUGUUCCUAGUUACAGACAUUAAUCAUCGGCAUCUUUUCAAUGUGAGACUAAAAUGAUAAACACAGAUUGUCAUACAGUCUGGUUUAUGGUGCAUAGUAGAGUGAAUGUUUUUUAUGAAAUUUUCUCAAAUGAUUGACAAACUACAACACUGAUUUUUGUUAUCAACAGUUCUACCAUUUUGUGUCUGGCAGAAUUCCCUUCACGUAUAGGAAAUUGUUGUCAAUAAUUACCCACAUGCUGACAUUGUGUUUGUGUUGUUGUGUUAUGUACAGCCAGCCAGAAAAGCCCUUGUAUAUGAAUCAAGCUGCCAUCCAGUUAAUUUCAAUUAAAGAGAAGAAUGACAUUCUGAAGAUUAAUUAAAUAAAGAA